Messenger RNA from Lycium barbarum (goji berry), 2956 nucleotides. RefSeq lists its product as uncharacterized. Gene Ontology annotation, molecular function: DNA binding. The coding region runs from base 918 to 2504 and encodes 528 amino acids. NCBI's taxonomy places the organism in Eukaryota, Viridiplantae, Streptophyta, Magnoliopsida, Solanales, Solanaceae. The record is from RefSeq and is a predicted model, not a curated record. The transcript is spliced from 4 exons.
GGGUGUUGGUUGGCGGGAAGGAGGAUGAACUUGGAAUGUCACGAAGUUGUUUUCUCUAUUUGUAUUAGGGAAGUUAUUUUUCAUAUUUUUUUUAUAUAAUCGUGGUGUUAAAGCUAGCUUGCGCACAACUCGACUAACUUUACGGGAUAUUUGCCACCCCCACCAGCAACAGGUAUUAGGACUUAUCAAGGCUAGAACAGAUGAGAAGAAAUCACUUAGUGUUUUGUCUCUCUUGGGAUUUAAACCUGAGAUUCUCUACCCACUUCCUUGAUCAGUAGGCCACACCCUUGGAUGAGUCAUUUUUUCCACAUAUUGAAGGAACUUAUUUUCUUAAAAAAAUAUUUUUUAAAAUAUUUUGAUCAACCAAACGGGGGAAAAUUGGAAAACUUUUUCUACCAAACACACCCUUAUUUGUGCACAAUUUAUGGAGAAUUUUAAAAAUGCAGAACAUACAUGAAAUUAGUAAUAUAAUAAUCAAAUUACUAAUGUAAAAACUAAUUUCAGCAUCCAAUAUAUAACAAUGUCUAUAUUAGUCCACUCUUAAAUCAUUGAGAUUCAAAGAAUUACUGCUGUUCUUUUGGAUCAAUUUGCGCAUCAGUGUUUGAAGCUAUGGCUUUUAAUAACACUGGGGCAAUGAAGUGGGUGAAGAAACAUGACGAUUUAGUUUAAUUCCAAGCGGAGGAUAUAAAAUUUCUGCUAGUUGUCCAUUCUUAACUACCGUGCAAAUGGUGGAAGCUAUUGUUCAAUGGGUCAAAGCACAAAUAAUAAUAAUAGUGAAUCAAAGAUUUCACCAGCAGUUUCAUCCACCAGUUUCCAUGGAAUCAAGCCUGUAGACUUUUCUUUCUCCAAUAGCAAUAUUGUGUAGCGGUCUUUUUCCCUCCUUGUCCCUGUUUCCUGUUGUUAUUACAAUUCUCAAAAUGCUAGUGGAUCCCGACGAGCAUCCAUCAUUUUACAAGCUUUUGUUUAAAGAAGGUUUUGCGGAUAAAAUACUAAUGCCGCCGGCCUUCAUCAAAGAAAACAAGAAUAUGUUGUCAAAGACCUGCUUAUUGAAAACGGAUGAAGGGGUAGUCUGGGAAGCAAAGAUAGUGAGGGAGAAGUCCGAUUUCUUCAUAUGUAAAGGAGACUGGCCAAAGUUUGUGGAGUAUCACAAACUGAAACUGGGGAACAUCUUGUUCUUCUUUCUCAUUGAUAAAUCAACGUUCCAAGUUUUGCCCUAUAAACAGAUGCGCUCUAGGAACCUUCUUGGGAGGCAAGUAUUUGAGGAACUCAGCAGUUGCUCGAAAGAGGAAGAGGAAGAGGAAGAGGGAGAGGAAGAGAGAGAGGAAGAGGGAGAGGAAACCCCAAGAAAAUCAAAGAAACGUAAAAGGCACGCAAUACAAUUAUCAUAUAAUUCUGUGGAAGAAAGCGAUGACUCAUCCAGUGGGUCCAAGGAUGGGGAAAGUCCACGGUACUCACAUUCAGUUAUGCCUCCUAAAAAGAUUCAACCGUCCAGAACGGAAAAGCAACCAAGCAGAGGAAAAGGCCAAACAGGGCCAUCUCAGGCUGCACCUCCAGCAAAGCGGAAGACUGCGGCAACUAUGAUAUCUUUUACUGAUGGUUCUUCUUCCCAGUCUGAAGAGGAGGGGACUGACACAUCUCAGGCUGCAGUAUAUGCAAAGAUAAGAAGGAAGAAGGCAGAUGAUGAAGCGAGGUUCAGUUUGCCGGGCUCUAAAGAUAAACUCAUAGCUGGCAAGAUCAAGUGGAGCUUAAAUGAAGAAAAGAAGUUGAGUCUCAACGGCCUAAAGGACAAUUUCCCCGUCUUAUUGGAGAACAUCAAAAAGAGGGGUUGGAUGUGCUUCACUGAGUCACCGGGGUACUACUGUGAGGUCUUGGUGCGGGAAUUUUAUGCGGCCUAUGCUGCCAAAUCGGGUAAGAAGAGGGAGUAUCUCCAGAGUGUGCUAGUCCGAGGCGCCAAGGUUGAUUGUAGUAGCUCCAAGAUCAAUUCUGUCUACUUUAAAGAAUGGCCCGACAAAACAAAUGAAUAUGAUGAAAGGCUCCGAAACAAAGAGAAUGAGCGUGAAUGGGUGGCUUCGGCGAUAGCUCAACGCACACUGACACCACCAUGGAUAAAUCCUAAGCACAAAAUUAUCAAGAAGGACCUGAAUGUUGAAGCCAAAUAUUGGCUCAACUUUGUGAGUUGUCGGCUGCAACCUUCAAAGAACGAAACAGAUAUUCAGAUUGAGAAGGCCAUUCUCAUUGCCUCGAUCAUGUCAGGAUACCCCGUUAAUAUGGGAUUGAUUAUAUUUCGAGAAAUUGGAGGCCGAGCAAGAAGAGAACGUACCUCUUUUCCAUUUCCUUGCCUCAUUACUGCACUUUGCAAAGAAGCUGGGGUUCCCGCAAUCCCGAGACGAGAUCGCAUGGUUGAGGCAUCUGUGGAUAUUGACAUUACCAGGGUCAAGGACCAAAAUGAUAAAGAGAAGACUCGAUCAUCAACAAGUGUGAAGGUCGAGCUUAUAGAGAUAUAGGGAAUGGCACUUGAGCAGCGAAAGGCUAGUGCAGCUUCUAAAGAAGAGGAAUCUGACAAAUCCAGGUCCGUGGUUGUUGAGGAAGUCAGGAAGAUGAGGGUGGCAACUAAACAAGUUUUCAGUGGAUGAGGAAGCUUUUGUAAUAUAUACUAUGUACGACUUUUCUUUUUCCCGUUAUAUACUUUGUUUCGAUUUUUGGGGGUUACACAGGGAAGGAAUGAGAUGAAUCGAGAGCAGAAAGCAUAAUAGUCUAUUUUUGGGGUGCGACCCUUCCCUUGACCCUGCGUGAAUACGGGAUGCUUCGUGUAGUGGAUUGCCUUUUUAUUUACUUUCUUGGCUAGUUUGUAAAAUUUCAUCUAAUUCAUCUUUUUCUAGUUGUCUAUUUUGUUUGGUAAAGUAUUGGUGUUGAUCCCCUAUCUACUGGAGUUGCAUAGCUUUUUCAGCCUACUUUU